Molecule: messenger RNA, 1950 nt
Organism: Oryzias latipes (Japanese medaka)
Lineage: Eukaryota; Metazoa; Chordata; Actinopteri; Beloniformes; Adrianichthyidae
Product: creatine kinase M-type
Biological process (GO): phosphocreatine biosynthetic process
Molecular function (GO): creatine kinase activity
Source: RefSeq, a predicted model, not a curated record
ACAUUGUUGGGGCUGUAACCGGAGCCCUGCAGGCUGCAGCAGGAAUCACUCAGGCCUAUUAUGACUAUUCUUAGACCUUUUGUUGCGUUGUCAGUGGUCUGCAGUCCCAGAUCAAGCUGACGACAUGUGGAAGGUCAAACCUCCUGUUGUGUUUCCCAUGGAGACGAGGUACCGGUGCAUCUUGGAGAACUUGGUUCCCCCUGACCCCAUGUCCCAAUUCCACCUGAGGAGGGGUUCUCCAGAAGAAGAGUUUCCUGACCUGUGCAGAAACUUUACCUGGAUGGGGCGGAUCCUCACGCCUGCCAUGUACCGCCGACAGUUCGACCGCUGCACCCCCAGUGGAGUCAUGUUUGAUGAUGUCAUCCGUCUUGGCAUCGAGGAACCAGGUGAAUGGUGCGGUCCUGUGACGGUCGGGUGUCUGGCAGGCGACGCCCAGUCCUACAUUCUGUUCUGCGACUUCUUUGAUCGAAUCAUUGAAGCCUAUCAUGAGCACAAAGUCACCAGCAAGACCCCAGAGAGUGACUCCAACUAUGACAACUUGAAGGGAGGUGAUGAUCUAGACAGAUCCUUCGCGGUCUACUGUGAGGUUAGCGUCACACGAGCAGUCGAGGACUUCUGUUUUCCGUCACACUGCAGCCGGGGAGAGCGCAGACACCUCCUCUCACUGGCCAGGAGAGCUCUGCAGAAACUCGAGGCUGAACUUCCAGGACAACUCUUCCUAUUGGAGGAGCUGAGCCGGCAGCAGCAGGCGGAGAUGAAGGCGGCGUCUCCAACCUCCUUGCAGCUCCGUUGUGGAGUGGCGCGGGACUGGCCUGACGCCAGAGCAGUCUGGUUAAGUCAAGAUGGCAGGUUGGUGAUCUGGGUCAACAUAGACGAUCAUCUCAGACUGGUGUCACAUCGGGACGACGCCAACGUGGCUGAAGCUUUUAAAAGAGUCUUCAUAAACCUGCAGAAGCUGGAGGACCACUACAGAGCGCUGAAACACCCGUUCAUCUGGAAGCAGCAGCUGGGAUGGGUCACCAGCUCCCCAGCUGAUGUGGGAACAGGUCUGAAAGUCAGCAUCCAUCUGAAGCUGCAGCUUCUUCCCCAGCACAAACGUCUCCCUGACGUCCUGACGAGACUGAAGAUCUGCAUGGAAAAAACAGAAUCCCCAGAGGUCUACAGCGUGAGAAACAUUGCGACCUUUGGGCAGACUGAGGUGGAGCUGACUCAGCUGGUGGUGGACGGGGUCAAACUGCUCAUCGCCAUGGAGAAGCGGCUGCAGGCCAGCGCAGACAUCCACGAGCUCCUUCCCUCACACAAGUAGAUCUGGAGGAUUAAUGAGCGACUCUGAAAGGACUGAAAUUCCCAAAUAUCAUUUGUGUUUUACUCGUCGUUUUGUAGCAAAAGAAUCACACGGUUACUCACGAAUAUGAAAAUCAAUUAGAAAUUUUACAAAUAAAAACCACAUUUGUGAGAGUUUGCACCCUUUUUUUCCAGUUUUUGAUGAAAAACCAGUCUUUUCCUCAUUGGUUAAAGCAGUUUUCUUCACUUUUAAGCUUUUAUUUGAAUCCUUCAUUCAGUUUCAAGUGUUUUUUUUUUUUUAUGUUUACAGCUGAACUACUGUGACAGUUUAAUGUGAACCCGGUCUUUUUAGGUCUGCUAUCUUGAAUUUUCAAAAAAUAAAAAUAAUAAUAUUCACUUUAAGAACCUUUUCUAAAUUGAAACUCCUCGUUUCGAUUAAUCACCACAUGAUCUCUCAAGCAUCAUUGGGAAGCUACUAAUGUUGGUCUUUGUAGUUUUAGAUUUGAACUGUUGCUGCAAACUCUGUAAAUGAGAAAAUUGUGCUCAUUUGCAUGGUGAGCUCUCAGAAGUGGCUUUUUCCAGUUGCUCGCACAUUUGUAAGAAAUGUAAUACAUGAAUUGUUGACUCAAGCUAUAAUAAAUCAUAUGACAUAUAAUAUAACUUUAA